This is a messenger RNA of Echinococcus granulosus, 1431 nucleotides long. Its product is annotated as Kelch-like protein. Gene Ontology annotation, molecular function: protein binding. Lineage: Eukaryota; Metazoa; Platyhelminthes; Cestoda; Cyclophyllidea; Taeniidae. The record is from RefSeq and is a predicted model, not a curated record. The transcript is spliced from 9 exons. Bases 1 to 1431 code for a protein of 476 amino acids.
AUGGAGGCAUUAGAGUAUACGGAGGAGAAUGCAGACUGCUUUCCCGGUCACAUAUUUCGCCACUUCCGUACACAGGGAAAACUCAUCGACCUACGAAUUAUGACGAAGGAUGAAAAGUGCGUGAAGGCGCAUCGAAUGAUCCUGGCGGCCAGGUUUCCCCUUAUACGGAAGGCAAUGACCUCAGGAGAGGGUAAAAUGGUGGUUCAAUGGAAGCGGUUUUCUGAGGACAUUGUAGAGGCAGUCAUCAACUACGCAUAUACGGGCAGUCUUACAAUCUCCGCGGAAAAUGCCACACGACUUUAUAUGCUGGCGCAUAAUCUCGGCUCCGGGAGGCUUGUCUCUUGGUGCGAGGAGUUUUUAGGACCAAGGAUUACCCUGGACAACGUAGGAGAAAUUUGGUCGAUAGCCAAUAUCACGUUGAACAGUGGACUGAUGGAAGCGUGCAUUCCAUUGAUGUCAAAGAAUUUUGAAAACCUGUGUUUUCGGCGAGACUUACUGCGGCAGACAACAUCGGAGUACUUGGAGAUCUUGCUAGAGAACAAACAACCAGAGGGUGUGAGUGAGGAGACCAAAUUUCGAGCCAUUUCCGAGUGGCUGGAGGCCGGUUUUGAUGUGUGUGACUUGGAGAAAAGGGCAAAAGAAUUUACAAAAAUUAUUUCAAAGAUUGAUUUGACCGGCAUAUCUCCUCAAUUUCUCACGGAAUUUUGGAAACUGGGGGAAGGAAUAUGCAGAAUUACUCUCUGCAGAAAUUACUUCACCAAGUCUUGGAACGAAGUCAACCAGCAACGCGAUCAAGCCGAGAUCCACGCUGUGAAUAUUGCAUCACGUCGGAAAAUGACUCAAUUUUCAUUUUUGGAGGACACUAUCAUGGACGAUGCCUUCCUUUCUGCGAAAGAUUGGACUCCGCCAGUGGAGGACAUGCCAACUGCGCGACAUGGAAUGUCGGCGUUAAAUAUUGCAGACUUCGGAAUCGUGGUCGUUGGUGGAAGUGAUCGAGCUGAUUCGAAUUUACCGUUAUCUAGAGACGCCGAAAUGUUGAUGAAAGUUCCAACAGAUGAGAGUGGAUGGCAAUGGAAGAAGCUUCGUCCGAUGUUGAAGGAACGCUACCGUCCAGGAAUCGCCUGCUUCAAUCGAUGCGUGGUGGUUGCUGGAGGAGACUCCGAGUGCAGUGUCGAAAGUCUUUCACUGACAUCCAAAGCUCAGUGGACUCGUCUUCUUGGAGUCAAUACGUAUGGCCCGAAAAUCACAUCUCUUGUCGCAUUUAACAACAGGCUGAUAUUAUUAUCAUCAGACGACUCAGGAGGAGAUGCUUAUGAAUUUCUACACAAUGAAGGGGAUCAAUCACUGGAAAAUUAUGCAUGGAAGCCAAUAUUCCGGUUGGGCAACAUGAUGUCGUCAAGGCUUUUGGUGACAAGAGAAAAACUGGAAUAA